AAAAGAAAACGGAAAGGCGGCAUGAGAAUUGCGGAGAUUUCCACGCCGGAACUCCGGCAACCAAACCAAGAGACAGAAUCGAAUAACCACCAAAACAACAGUCUUCAUCAACACAUCAUUUCCCAGCUUGAAUCCUUUGUCAAACAAACUGAAAGCGUCUCGGUGGAUCAAGGCAUACCCGAGAAUCUCCUCUCCCAUUUCCGCCAAACCCUCAUUCAGCUGAGUCAACUCGCUCCGUUCCCUAACUCCCUCAAGCUCCAACUAUGGAAGCACAGCUUCCGCCUUUGGAACGCAUGUGUCGACCUCUCCAACACUGCCUCCAUACGCUCCUCCUCCUCUUCCAGAGAAUCGUAUGCCGAGAGCAUUGCCACUCUGCGAAAUGUUGCCGCCGAAGUGCUCUCCCUUGCCCGAGACGUCAUUGGCGUUCCAUCUGCGGAUAUCAAAGCGGCUCUCUUCUACCACAGGACUGGCCUCGCGUGGAACGAUCUCAAGAAGUAUGAUCUUGCCUCCACUUGCUUUGAGAAGGCUACGGAUCUUGUGUCGAAGCUCGAUAUCGGCCAAAUAUCAGAUAUGGGAGAGAAAAAGCUCCUAUUCGAUUUGAACCUCGCUAGAGCUCGGACUGCGUGGGAACUAUCGGACAGAAAUCUUGCGAUAACUUUGCUGAACAGGUCCAAAGGCCUUCUAUUCGGGCUUCCCAAUCACUUCAAAUCGCUAGGGAAUCAAUUUCUAGCUUUCGGCAAGAGCGUCUUGUCAGUGAAUGAGAAUAAUGGCGUGAACGAGGCAAUGAGGCUCAUGAAUGAGGCACUUGACCUGUGCGAGAAGGGACUGGGUGUGGCAAGAGCACGGGACGAUAUGGCGGAGCUGAAGGGGUUGAGAUCAAAGGCGCUGCGUUUCAUAUCGGCCGUCCAUUUGCAAAAGGAAGAAUAUGAAAGCGUGAUCAAAUGCGUGAAGGUCUUAAGAGAUGGCGGCGGUGGUUGUGGGGAUGGUGGGGAUCAGCACGCGUCGUUGCCUGUGUUAGCGAUGAAGGCGUGGUUGGGGCUGGGAAGGUUCAGCGAGGCGGAGAAGGAGCUGAGAAGCAUGGUGGUAAACAAGGACAUCCCUGAGGGAGUUUGGGUAUCCGCGGUUGAGGCGUACUUCCAGGCGGUGGGAACGGCGGGAGCAGAGACAGCCAAGGGCGUGUUCUUGGGGCUAUUAGGCCGGUGCCACGUUAGUGCCAAGGCAGCAGUCAGAGUAGCUCACAGAGUACUCGGGGAUAGCAACGGGGAGGGAUCCAGAAUUAGGGCCAAGGUGGUGGCUGAGCUGGCGUCUGAUAAAAGGGUUGUGGCACUCUUUGCAGGCGAGACCGUGGCUAAGGAGAGGAAGGCCAUGCAUGCUGUUCUAUGGAAUUGUGCUUCAGAUCAUUUUCGCUCUAAAGAUUAUGAGACAAGUGCAGAAAUGUUUGAGAAGUCCAUGCUUUAUACUCCAUGUGACAUAGAGAACAGGAUGCUUAGAGCCAAGGGCUUUAGAGUUUUGUGUCUCUGCUACCUAGCACUUUCUCAGCUUGAUCGAGCUCAAGAGUACAUCAAUGAGGCUGAAAAGAUAGAGCCUAAUAUUGCGUGUGCUUUCCUUAAGUUCAAGAUCUAUUUGCAAAAGAGGGAUCAUCAUGGUGCCAUUAGUCAGAUUGAAGCAAUGACUACCUGCCUUGAUUUCAGUCCAGACUUCCUGUCCCUCUCAGCACACGAAGCUAUUGCUUCCCAUGCUCUUUCGGUUGCUGUUGCAUCUCUUUCCAACCUUCUUAACUUCCAUAUAUCGGGAAAACCCAUGCCAGUUACAGAAGUUGUAGUACUGCGCACCCUUGUAACAAUCCUCACUCAAGAGCCUAACAAUGAGCCUGAGAUCCAAAAGUUCAUGAAACAAGCACAGACCCGUGCAUCUAAGCUUGGACCUGACUGCUUCUUUGGAGGUGGGGAGGUUGGAAGACGAGAAAAAAAUUGGUUUGCAGUGACUUCGUGGAAUUAUGGGACAAAAUGUGGAAAAGAGAAGAAGUAUGAGCUAUGUGCUGAAUUCUUUAAACUGGCAUCAGAAUUUUAUGGAUUCAUGGCUGAUGGACAAGAUGCAGAAAACAGGGUCAUGGCUUGCAAAUCAUUGAUACUGAGUGUAUCUGCUAAGGUAGCUUUAGGGAAUGAAAAGAAGACUGCAUUGGCGGAUGUUGAAGUGAAACAAGCUAUUGAGUCGCUUGACAGAGCAGGGAAGAUACUGACUGCAAUCUCAGCGGGGACUCGACUUUUUGACAACAAAAUUGCCACCAUUGAACCCAAUCUCCUUUUCAUGUACACCUUCAAUGCAUAUGAUCUACAUGGAAGACUCGCCAAUUCAGGUUCCCAGCAAGACCUUGUAAAAAGCUUUGCCAGCUCAAAGGCUUGUAAUCCGGAUUAUCUUCUUCAAAUUGGCCUUGCUGCCUGCCAGGGUCCUCGAUCCAAUUUUGAAGUGGCUGCCUUUGCUCUUAAUGAAUGUCUCUCAUUCUUUCUUUCUUCAUCCUCACCAGACUAUCUGAACAUAGCACUUAUUAUCCGGAAACUUAUUGUAGUAGCUGGCAUUCACAAGGGUGAUACAGAUGAUGAUGCUGUUCAUAGUAUGUAUAAGAAAGCCUAUAGAAUAAUGGUUGGACUGAAGGAAGGUGAAUAUCCUAUCGAAGAGGGUAAAUGGCUUGCCAUGACAGCAUGGAACCGGGCAGCAGUGCCUGUGCGGCUUGGCCUGAUUGAUUCUGCAAAAAAAUGGAUGAGUGUUGGCCUGGAACUUGCUAGCAAGGUUUCUGGGAUGGACACAUAUAAGGCCUGUAUGGAAGAUCAUAUCGCUUGCUUUGAUAAGAAAUUUAUUACAGACCAUGGGGCUGAAAGGAGAAUCUAAGAUGAUUUUCAUGACCUCAAUUCGAACAAGAACAGAUGUUUCAUCUUGGGAUGGAACCCUUUCGGCCAGUGAAUUUUAUCUUGCUGCUUGUGCGUUUGCUGA
Carica papaya (papaya) is the source of this 2988-nucleotide messenger RNA. RefSeq names its product Tetratricopeptide repeat (TPR)-like superfamily protein (gene ATSPO22). NCBI's taxonomy places the organism in Eukaryota, Viridiplantae, Streptophyta, Magnoliopsida, Brassicales, Caricaceae. The record is from RefSeq and is a predicted model, not a curated record. Gene Ontology annotation, biological process: regulation of synaptonemal complex assembly; meiotic cell cycle. Gene Ontology annotation, molecular function: protein binding.